AUGGGCAUGGAAAUAUUGUUACGUGGUGUGGCGUUGCCUUUGAUAUUCUUUGGAAGUUUAGCGCAUUCAGAUGAUAGAUUCCUAACAGAUCCGCCAGAUUACAUCAAACCAUGUAAAAUAGCGGAUAAAAAUUUUGUCAAAUGUUCCACCGACAGUAUACAGCAAUUAUUUGACAAACUUAAUACUGGCAUUCCCGGUUUGGAUAGCAUUAAAAGCUUCGAUCCAUUUCAUUUGAAUCGUAUUAAAAUAACCCAAGGUAAUAGUCAGGCCAUUAAUUUAAAAGUGGAAUUGGCUAAUGUUAAAAUUAAUGGUUUCGGUCAUACAAACGUUUUGGAAAGUGUAGUUUUCCCUAAGGAUUAUAGUUGGAAGACUACUUUCAUGCUGCCUGUGAUGAAAUUGCAAGGUGACUACAGUCUCCUCGGGCGGAUAUUGUUAAUACCAUUAAAUGGUAGAGGCCAGGUAUUUUUGGAUGCUGAGAAUAUGACGGUCGUCAUGCACACAAAAACGCAUUUAUAUGAAAAGGGUGGUUUUACAUUCUAUAACGUAACUAACACUCGUGUGAAUUUCACUUUGGAGGGAUUGAAAUCAUAUUUUUCUAAUCUAUUUAAUGGCCAAAAACAAUUGGAGGAUAGCACAAACAAGUUUUUUAACGAUAAUUGGCGUAUGCUAACUGAUGCUUUGUAUACGGUGAUCACACAAACUAUUGAAGAUAUUUUGCUGGAUGUUUUGAAAAAGAUUUUCCAUUAUAUUCCAGCAAAUUUUUUCGUAACCGAUAUACCGACACCUGAGCAACUGUACGGAAAAACAAAAAAAAAGGGUACAGCGGUUGGCAAAGAAUACAAAAAUAGUGAACUGAGCAAAAGUUUAUUAGAAAUAAAACCCAAAAAUUCAUUUCAUGGUUGA
Molecule: messenger RNA, 903 nt
Organism: Glossina fuscipes
Lineage: Eukaryota; Metazoa; Arthropoda; Insecta; Diptera; Glossinidae
Gene: Jhbp6
Product: circadian clock-controlled protein daywake
Exons: 7
Coding region: 1-903 (300 amino acids)
Source: RefSeq, a predicted model, not a curated record